UUUUUUGCUGUAAUUUGAUCAUUUGGCAGCGGUACUCGUGCAGGCUCUCCCUUAAGCGAUGGGGGUAGCGGGACUUUUCGGAAGAUGAUCAACUUUGUACGUCGUAGCGACUGCCACAUCAUUCAGUUUAUGGACAACAACAUGCUCACGGUUUUAAUUCUUUUAAGCGCACUGGCGACAUGCUUGUGCUUUCCACGACUAUGUACACCGGAAGAAGCAGCAAUAGGAAGAUGCAGAACACCUGCAGGAGAGAGGCCGCAGUGCAUAGAGAUGGUGCUUGGUUACUGUCAGGAUGUGCCCUACAGCCACACCACAUUCCCCAACAUUGUGGGCCACCGUUCACUGCAGGAUUUAGAGAUGGGCGCAGAGUACCUUCUCUUGAGUGUGAUCCACGGACUGCUGAAAGGAGAGUGUUCUCCAGACAUCCGUCUGUUGGGCUGCUCCGUAUUGGCUCCACGUUGUCAAGACGGCAGACUUAUGAAGCCGUGCCGUAGCACAUGUGAGAUGGUGAAAAAAAGCUGUAUCCAUGCCUUUGAGGCCAUACAAAUGGCAUGGCCUUACUUUCUGGACUGCGACCGAUUCUUUGUUGGCAGUGAGGAGGGUUGUUAUGACCCAUUGUCAGAGCUAAGAGAAAAGCAGGAAGUGGCCUUCGCCAACAUAUCUGAUGGUGGUCUUUCCACUAUCAUUCAGUUCACUUACCACUCUAACUCUCAGAUGUUCAGCAUCCUGAAGAAGACAGCAGCAAAAUGCCCUCAUAUCUCACAAACAUACAGCAUUGGACGCAGUGUGGAAGGAAAAGACUUACUGGUUAUUGAAUUCUCUAAUAACCCUGGACAACAUGACCUAUUGGAGCCGGAGAUAAAAUUAAUUGGAAACAUGCAUGGAAACGAGGUUCUCGGCCGACAGCUGCUGAUAUACCUGGCUCAGUAUCUGUGCUCUGAGUAUCUGCUGGGCAAUGAGCGAAUUCAGACCCUCAUCAACACCACACGCAUCCAUAUCCUGCCCUCCAUGAAUCCUGAUGGCUAUGAGAUUGCCGCUUCUGAGGUAGCCGAUAGGAAUGACCCCGAAAACAUCUACCAGGAAGGUCAUGAGUACAAUGGAUGGACCAGCGGUCGGGCCAAUGCACAGAAUCUCGAUCUGAACCGCAACUUCCCUGACCUCACCUCCAUCUUCUACAAUCGGCGUCGCUUCAGACAUUUCCGUAGUGACCGCAUACCCAUCCCUGAUUCCUACUGGUUAAAUAAGGUAAUUGCACCAGAGACCUAUGCUGUAAUGAAGUGGAUAAGAUCCUAUCCUUUUGUUAUAUCUGCCAGUCUACAUGGAGGAGAACUGGUCAUAUCAUACCCUUUUGACUUCUCUAGACACCCCCAAGAAGAAAGGAUGUACUCACCCACACCAGAUGAACAAAUCUUUAGGCAGUUGGCUAGGAUAUAUGCAGAUGCCCAUGCCACAAUGUCCAACAAUGACACAGAGAGAUGUGGAGCCUCAUUUGCCAAUAAAGGAGGGAUAACAAAUGGAGCACAGUGGUAUAGCUUUGCUGGAGGGAUGUCAGAUUUUAACUACCUGCACAGUAACUGUUAUGAGAUCACAGUGGAGUUGGGCUGUGAUAAAUUCCCCUCUGAGGAGGAGCUCUACCCUGAGUGGCUCAGGAAUAAGGAGGCACUGCUCAGCUUCAUGGAGUCUGUCCACAGAGGUAUAAAGGGCAUUGUGAAGGAUGAACAUGGGAAUGGCAUUAAAGGAGCCACAAUAACUGUUAGGGGGGUGCGACAUGACAUCACUACAGCUGAGGACGGUGAUUACUGGAGAUUGUUGAAUCCAGGUGUCCACAUUGUGACUGCAGCUGCCUCUGGCUACUCUAAAGUAUCCAAGCGCAUUAACAUGCCAAGGAACGUUCGGGUGGGCAGAGUGGACUUUGUGCUGAAGAAGGCCCCACGAGAACCCUCUCUUGACUACUUUAACAUCCCUGAGCUGGACAAUUAUGAACGUUUUGACCCAUUUAAUCAGUUUGAGCAGGACAGCCAGAGGGAGCUGGGAGAGAAUGGGGAGGAGAGAACUGAGAAGCCCUGGUGGUGGGCCUAUUUCAGCCAGUUAGGCAUAUCUGCGCCUACCUGGCUCCUGCGGAACUACUAGGGACCCUCAGGACACCAUUGGAGAGCAACCUGAUCCCUAACUUUUUGCACCCAAGCCUUACUUGAUUGUCAUCAUGAUGGUAUAGCAUUAACUCCUUAUGACAUGCUAGAUGUGCAGCUAACCACUGGGAAUGGUGAAGCAUUACUGCUUUGGUAAAUAGCCAAAAAAGUCAAAAGUUUGGAAUAAUUUUUUAAUAAGUCUCUUGUGCUCACUAAGGCUGAAUUUAUUUGAUCAAAAAAAAAAAAAAAAAAAAGAAAAAAAAAGAAGUUAAAACAGUGAUAUUGUGCAAUUAAUACAAAAAUAAUAAACCAGUCUCUGGUGUCCCUAGAAUAUGUCUGAAGCUUCAGCUCAAAAUACCCCACAGAUCAUUUAUUAUAGCUUGUCAAAUUUGCCCCUAUUUGGGUGUGAGCAAAAACAUGUUGUUUUUGUGUGUCCCUUUAAAUGCAAAUGAGCUGCUGCUCCCAGUCCACUUUCCAGAAGAGGGCGGAGCUUUAACAGCUCUUUUGUGCAAAUCCAGCAUUGUGAGCAAAUUGACCCUUGUUUGUGAAGCAGUCCAGCGUAAAAUGACGGCAUGCUUCUCUAAAGCAGCCCAACAUGGCCUCAUCCCCUUUGUUGCGUGUUCCCGGGAGCAGGGUUUAUGCAAAUUUUGGGGUUUGUGAUGUCACCAACCCGGGAAGAAGGUUGUUGUAGUCCCUACCAGCCAUUUGUUGUAGUCCUUAAAAAGCGAUUUUUGUAAAAGAAAAUAUCUCCCUUUGCAUUUAACUUCGUAUCUUUGUUGUAACUUUGCAUAUGUUGUUUAUGCUUAAACAGCAACAUUAACUAAAGUUAAAAAGUUAAAUCAUAAUCAAGGACCCCUUUAAUAUAUUUUAAAAUAGAGUCUCCAGUCUUCAAUGUCACAUGAUCCUUCAGAAAUCAUAUGAGAAAUCAGAAAUCAAUAUGCUGAUUUGGUGCUCAAUUAUUAUCAGUUGUUCUUGGUGCUCGGUUAUUAAUAAUGGUUCUUAUCAUCAUUAUCAAUGUUUUUAUCAAUGUUGGAAACAUUUUCUGUUGCUUAAUAUUUUUGUGGACACCAUUUACAGGAUUCUUUGAUUAAUAAAAAGUUAAAAAUAACAGCAUUUAUCUGAAAUAGAAAUCUUUUGUAACAUUAUAAACGUCCUUUUUGUUACUUUUGGUCAGCUUUUUAUGCAUCCUUGCUGAAUAAAAGUAUAUAUAUUUUUUCUUACUUAAACUUUUGAAUGGUAUCACGGUUCCCACAAAAAAUUAUGUAUCAAAAUCUGUUUUUUAACAUUAAUAAUAAUAAGAAAUGUUUCUUGAGCACCAAUUCAAUAUAUUAAAAUGAUUUAGGAAGGAUCAUGUGACACUGAAGACUGGAAUAAAUUACAUUUUAAAAUAAUUAUUUUAAAUUGUAAUAAUAUUUCACAAUAUUUACACUAUUUUUGAUUGCAUAAACACAGCCUUGGUAAGCAUAAGAGCAUUUUUUUUCACCCCCAAAUACAUUUAAAAAAAUCGUAAUUCUUUUAAACUCUUGAUCGGUAGUGCGUCAGACUGGCAUCAUAACAGAAUUCACCUGUAAAAGUAAGAGGAAGUAUUUUCUUUUAUUUUCUCUUUUAUUUUUCUUCAGCACUAGAUCAAAUUCUCCAAAAGCAGCUAUAAACAGCUUACUCUGAUAAAGUUUGGCAGCUAGACAUGGAUAGCAUUGCAUAGUAAAUGAUAGCAUUGCUGUGGCUUUUGCAGUGUGUUAUCUGUUAUCAGGGCAUAUAUUGUAUAUUAAUCUUUUUCUGGCACAUUAAGGAUGUUCAGUGCAUGACUUUUGAGGCUGUCAUUAAAGUGUUAAAAGUACUGUUUUAAAUAGCCAUAAAAAACAAACAAAAAACAAUUAAGGCAUUUUCCCCUUUUUUGCCAAGACAUUAUCUUUCAAACAUGGACUGAACAUCAAGUUAAAUAAAAGAACAAACUUCUGUGCAA
This is a messenger RNA of Ctenopharyngodon idella (grass carp), 4092 nucleotides long. RefSeq names its product carboxypeptidase Z (gene cpz). Gene Ontology annotation, biological process: proteolysis. The coding region runs from base 85 to 2130 and encodes 681 amino acids. The record is from RefSeq and is a predicted model, not a curated record. The transcript is spliced from 11 exons. Lineage: Eukaryota; Metazoa; Chordata; Actinopteri; Cypriniformes; Xenocyprididae. Gene Ontology annotation, molecular function: metallocarboxypeptidase activity; zinc ion binding; protein binding.